Molecule: messenger RNA, 3181 nt
Organism: Megalobrama amblycephala (Wuchang bream)
Lineage: Eukaryota; Metazoa; Chordata; Actinopteri; Cypriniformes; Xenocyprididae
Product: ethanolamine-phosphate cytidylyltransferase-like
Exons: 13
Coding region: 435-1616 (393 amino acids)
Biological process (GO): phosphatidylethanolamine biosynthetic process
Cellular component (GO): cytoplasm
Molecular function (GO): ethanolamine-phosphate cytidylyltransferase activity
Source: RefSeq, a predicted model, not a curated record
CCUACUAUUGUAAAGGCGCAGGACAUGAAUAUAAAUGUAGUCGUGCGGACGUUCCUUGAAAACCUUCCGGGGGCGCACAGCACGUAAAGUAAUAUUCAGGAGACACGCCAUGACUAGUUGGAUUCGUCCAUUCGCUAACGCCCCUAAGCCUUUCAGCAAAUUAAUUAGGCCCAUGGACCAAACGUCACGUCACUUCGCUAAUAUUCAUGAGGAUGCCUUCACAGUAGUGUGAUUCGUAAAUUUUGCUGGCCGGCCGAGGAGGCGUUGUCCCACAUUAGAACGUCACCUUCAUUUAACGCAGAAGCCGGCUAUCCUGGAAAAGGACAGAGGUUUCCCGGUCCUGUGACACACACUGAAUAACCAAUAUAGUGGAUUAUCAGUGUUUUGACUUUGAUUUGUGCUGAAGUGCUUGCGAAAAGGGCUUUUUUUGUAAAAUGAUGAAGAACGGGCAUCAUGUGAUCAGCGCUCCGUCCGCCGCCGCAGCCUGCAGUCCGGAGAAGAGGAGGCGCACUGUCCGCGUCUGGUGCGAUGGAUGCUAUGACAUGGUCCACUAUGGUCAUUCCAACCAACUUCGACAAGCCAAGGCUAUGGGGGACUACCUCAUUGUUGGAGUGCACACUGACGAUGAGAUCUCUAAGCACAAAGGUCCUCCAGUGUUCACUCAGGCUGAGAGAUAUAAGAUGGUGCGAGCCAUCAAGUGGGUGGAUGAGAUCGUGGAAGGAGCUCCAUAUGUCACCACGCUUGAGACUCUGGACAAAUAUUGCUGUGAUUUCUGUGUUCAUGGAGAUGACAUCACUCUUACUGUGGAUGGAAAAGACACAUAUGAAGAAGUGAAACAGUCGGGUAGGUACAGAGAGUGCAAGAGAACCCAGGGUGUGUCCACUACAGACCUGGUUGGCCGCAUGCUGCUUAUGACCAAAGCUCAUCACAGCAACAUGGGCAGUUCAGACUAUCAACAACACACAGACAACUUUGGAAGAGGUCCUAAGGGCCACAGUCCCUGGACAGGAGUAUCACAAUUCCUGCAGACGUCUCAAAAAAUCAUCCAGUUUGCCUCGGGGCAGGAACCGCAGCCAGGAGACACCAUCAUCUAUGUGGCUGGAGCUUUUGACCUCUUCCACAUCGGCCAUGUGGAUUUCCUGGAUGCAGUUUCCCAGCUUUCAGAGAAGCCAUAUGUUAUCGUGGGGUUGCACUUUGAUCAGGAGGUGAAUCGUUACAAGGGGAAAAACUAUCCCAUCAUGAACAUCCAUGAGAGGACUCUGAGUGUGUUGGCUUGUCGAUAUGUCUCUGAGGUUGUUAUAGGAGCACCCUAUGCUGUAACAAAAGACUUACUGGACCAUUUCAAGGUAGACCUGGUGUGCCAUGGGAAAACUGAAGUGUUUCUAGACAGAGAUGGAUCAGACCCAUAUGCUGUUCCCAGGAAAAUGGGAAUAUUGCGAACAGUGGAUAGUGGAAACAGUCUCACCACUGACAACAUUGUGCAGAGGAUCAUCAAAAACAGGUUGCUGUUUGAGGCAAGAAACCAGAAAAAAGAGGCCAAAGAGAUGGCAGUGAUCCAGGCCAUGAAGCGACAAGAAGAGGAGAAUGCUAAAGAGAGAGCACAGGCUGUGCUGUAGGGAAAAAUACAUCUUCAAAGACUAACAAAACCCAGUACAUGCAGUUGACACUUUUUUAAUGUUUCUUCCACAUACUGGACUUACAUACUGUCAGAACACCAGCAGCUGGAAGCACCUUUUAUUGCUGAAUUAGCACGUGUUGUUUUGAGAGCUGUGUGUUCAACCUGAUCUCACGGGAAAACGCAACUAUUUUACGAGGUGGCGAUUUCAUAUUAAUUCAUGCAAUGUGAAUCGUAUGAAAACACACAAUUUUGAGGGAAAAAAGCAUGAAGGUCCACCCCUAGCUAACCACACCUCUAACAUAACCGUCAUUGGGGGAUAAGCAGAUCGUAUGGAAACCAAUUAAUGAGAUUGCAUGAAUUCCUACAAAUUAGCCACCAAUUUGCCAAAACGUAAAAUAAUUACGAACUGCCAUGAGAUUGUCAGUGUGUCCGUUUAGCAGACAUCUGCUUUUGUGAACCUCUCCACUCUCCACACUUUUCAUCAUUCCACUCGGAUCAGAUCUACUCACUGAGUAAGGAAGGAGGCUGGUAUGUGUGCACUUCUGAUGACCAAGAUGACUUACAGUACAUGACCUUUACCUCUACAUGUAAGUCCAGAGAUUCCAGUUUUGCUUGGAAACAUAAGUCCACUGGAAGAGUAUUACAGUCUUCUGUCCUAAUAUGGUUUAUUCAUGAUAAAUAAUUAAUAUAUAUCUGUCAUAAUCAAUGGCUAAUCCUCAUAUGAAGUUUUUUUUUUUUGUAAAGCACUCCAGAAAAGUGAACUGUUCUAUAAAAAAUAGGAUAUGCUGUUUAACAAACAUGCAUUUUAACAUGUUCUUAAAAAAACUUUUUUAUGUUUAUUAUUUUUAACUGAAUCAUUGUAACUGGUCAAAAGGAUAAAGGAACAUGUUUCAGGGUGGCUCUUUUGUUAGAUGGAUUUUUUAUUUCUGUCAUACGUCUACAGAAGUUUUUAUUGGGAAUGAACAGAGGUUUAGAUGUUGAUGUUUUAUUAAAUGUUUUUAAUUGAAGUCACCAUUAUAUUGAUCAGUGUUUGUUUUUAGUUGGGCUCUUCUCUUUCAGCAGUUGCAAUAGUGUUUUCAGAGAACAUUUCUGCAUUGAUAUAAAAAAAAAAGCAGAUCAACUUGUCUACUGUAAUGGCAAUCAAAUGACUGCAUUAAAGUGGUUUAAACAACUGCUUUUUCUGUAGUUUCAUGACUGACUUAAAUAGUAAUGUAAUGAAGUUGAAGCAUUAAUGAACAGAAAGUAAAAUGUAAAAAAAACAAAAAAAGCUGUUGUGAUACAAAGAUCCCUGUAAUUUAACACUGAAGUUCUGUGUGAGAUCUUCCAAAAACGCUACAAAAUGGUUUGUGCUCAUCAUACAAACCUCAACAAUGGUGACAAUCAAAAAAUAUUCAAAUAUAAAUAGUAAAAGAGUUCAGUUGCAUAAUUUAUUCAUGACGUUGGGAGUCAUGAAUGAGCUCUGUAUACUGGCUCCCAUCAUGCAUGAAGCAUGUCACCAUUGUUGAGUUUCAUAUGCAGAUUGUUGAUGUCUAUGAGUGUCUAAAUUAAACCAUAGUUAAUAAC